Messenger RNA from Letharia columbiana, 882 nucleotides. RefSeq lists its product as uncharacterized. The coding region runs from base 1 to 882 and encodes 293 amino acids. The transcript has 5 exons. The record is from RefSeq and is a predicted model, not a curated record. NCBI's taxonomy places the organism in Eukaryota, Fungi, Ascomycota, Lecanoromycetes, Lecanorales, Parmeliaceae.
AUGACACGCCAGAACCCGAUCGUCCUCGAUGACGAGGCCAUAGAACGCCCUCCGUACACUGGCAUCCAGCAGUGGGCCGCGAUGAGACAAGCCGAUGGCAAAGACCCCACUGCUACCUCCAAUCAUACGCGUAGCAUGUCUCAAGCGUCGUCAACUGCAGAGCCUGCUUCGUCUCCUAGUCCUCAGCACCGCAAUGCAUCGGCCUACCUUCACCUACCGGUGGCUCAACCACUACGGUCGGAACCCCCACAAGCCGCAACCGAUGCACCUCAAGCCCCGGUCCGUUGGCAUGUUCCACCCCAGCAGGUCUGCAAGGACGGAGCGACGCCGACCCUCGUCUGUGGUAGAUACUCACCUGCCCUGAACGAUCCUCCGAAGCAGCCCAGUACGAGAGGAGGCUCAGGACCGUACAAGUGUCCCCGUUGCCACGUCGGAUACUCGAGGAUCGACAGCGUCAGACAACAUUUCCCACACUGCAUCGCCUUAAACGGCAAUCCUGACUGUGAUUCCUGGACCGACGAUGAUAGUUAUGCCGCUGGUGUGGCGGACCGCAGUGCUUCUAGGGUCGAGGGCAGAGUCACACAGAAGGCACGCAAGCCGCGUACCAGGGCCACCCAUCUUGUGAACCUUGGUAUUUCAGAACUGGUCAUACGUAUCGCCUCGCAUGAUCAUGUGGAAUUUGAUGGUCUAGAGCCUUCUAGUGGAGAGGAGCAACUUGGCAACGAGACAAAGGAGGACGAGGACAAGGCAUGGGAAAACAUAGUGAAGAACUUGAAGGAGGAGACGCGUAAUGCUCAGGAGAUCUCGCCUGAGACACAGGCGUUGAUUGGAAUGUUCAAGGAGGACGGGAUGUGGGACAGCGAACCUUCGGAUGAGGCCUGA